Linum trigynum is the source of this 2855-nucleotide messenger RNA. The record is from the annotation of a GenBank genome assembly. Lineage: Eukaryota; Viridiplantae; Streptophyta; Magnoliopsida; Malpighiales; Linaceae.
UACGUACAUAAGCCUAAUCAAAAGGAGAGAAAAAAUCACAAAGCCCAAAUACAAGGACCAAAAGAGAACAAAAUACAACCCCAAAACCAAGCAAACAAACGGGCCCAAUUAACUUUCAACCCAAGCCCAAGUCUUCAACGAUCAUCUAUCUUCAGCCACCCUACAAACUCCAGACUGCCGCCGACAUGCAUCCACCCCAAGCUGAACCACCACCACCGACGCCGCCGAGGUAGAGUGAAGUCAGUCAGAGGGUUUUGAAAUAGAGAGCCACUUGCAGACAAGACUGCUCUCACUUGAGGAUAUGCAUAUAGUGACGAUACUACUGAAACAAGGGACACACAAGGAAAAAUCCGAUCCGCCCGCAAACAAUAAUAAUAAAUGCAACCGUAUCUCGCCCGACACAAUUAAAUAACUACCACUCGUUUCGCUUCUCAUAGGUGUGGCUUUGCUUAAAUCCAAGUUCCCAUCUUCAUUAACGUUCAUUCUAUCCAUCUCUUCCUUCACUCACUGUUAUUUCCACACAGAAGCCCUACUUAGUUCACACUACCUACCUAUACGCCGCCGUCGACAGAACUAUUUCAACAAGCCUAGCUAACUAGCUAGCAAGUAGCAAGCACAUACAAACAAUAUUUAUUUGCUUUCAGCCAACCAAGCGUCCGGAACAAAAGAAGAUGCUGGAUGUGUGGUCCUGGAUAUCCGACCUUCCUUUCUCCGGCGAAUGGGGCGCUACUGAUGAUAACUCGGUGUCAGCAGCAGUACUCGUCUUCCAACUUGCUACUUCACCAUGCGACCCAACUCGGACUCUCCAGCUCCAAGCCCAACGAACGCCUUCUUCUUCUCCGGCAAACUCGGACGUUUUUUUUAUCACUUUAACCGUAUGCUUACGUGGCGCCACUCCCUCCACGCUCUGGGCCUCCGACCCCUACGUACUCAACUCCAGUGGUCCGACCACCAACAGCACUUUCCUGCUGCCCCUCCUCCUCCAGCUCCUCCAGGAGAUCGUCACCCGGGCACCCACCACGCCGUACAGUAGCUCCGGCCAGUUCCAGAAGCUUCGGCCCGAACCGGUGUCCUGGAUCUUGGACACCCACUCCCCAGAGUCCUUCUCCAGCUUCUUCAACCUCGUGUUGCUCACCCGCCUUUUCUGGGCGUGUGCGUGCGACGCGCCCUCCGAAGUCGGCUCCUUCUACCUCGACUCCCUCCUCUGUCCCAACAUCGACUCCCUGCUCACGGCGUCCAAGCCGGUCCUUGCCAAGUUCUUGGUCGCGGUCGGAGCGGACGCGGAGCUGUGCUUCGUGCGCACCCUGGGGUACAUGUUAGCGAAAUGGCUCAUCUACAGAGAGGUGGCGGCCGGCGCAGGUUUGCGGACGCUGGUCCCGCCACCACUGCUUCCAGCUGGGUUCAGCUACGGCGUGGAGGCUUACGGGUACUGGACUCUCAAGGGCUACGCGCCCAUCCCGGCCAUGCGCCUUUCCGGAGAGCCAAAGCCGUUUCUACUCGAGCCGAACGAGCUAUCGCUGUUGAAGUAUGCUCUGGCGCAUCAGCAGUUGGAAGCCGUCAUUCAGCUGCACUACUCCGUCGCGUUUCACGAAGCGUACGUCCAAGUCAGCGCCCGAGUGGACAACCUCCGCUUCCACGUGGCGAAGCUCAGGUUCAGCAGCGACGACGGUGGGGAAUCAGAAUCAGAAUACUCGGAGGAGAGGCACUUCGUGUCGAGGGUUCGUGCCUGGGUUGGGCCGGAGAUCGGAGCUACCUACGUGGCGGGCUUGACCGCGGGCCGCUCGACGCACAACGGCGAGAGCGAAACGACGGAGCUACACGUUGGCAAGGGUGGCCCCAGAAAUUUCGGGAUGUUGGCCAGGGAGGCUACGAGAACGAGGGUGAAGGACUGGAGGUGGGACCAAGACGUGGAAGGGAACGGUGUCGUCUUCGAUGCUGUCCUAUACGAUACGGCUACGGGCCAGGAGUACUGUAGCGGCGGUGGAGGAGACGGGCCCAGAAGAAUGAGGAGCAGUGGGCCCAACAGGCCCUUCACGAAGGCGAGAGGGCUGAUAUUUGCCGGGAAGGAGUACGGCGAUGAGGUUACGUGGAGGUUGGGGAAGGAGAUGGAAGGGAGCGUGUUGAAAUGGAGAAUUGGAGGGGAGGUUUGGGUGACCUAUUUCCCCAAUCAAGUCCACACUUCCUUCUGUGAGACCAGGUCGGUGGAGUGGUGUGAUGAGGUUGAUUUGCCUUUGAUCCCUGGGAAGUAGGGUGCCCGGCACGACAAAAAUAAUAAACUGAAUUAUAUUAUUAUUAAUGAUGAUAUAUUAUAUUUAUACAUUAGAAUUGACCCGCUCGCUAUGCUUCGUCGGAGUUGAAAACUGAAUAUGAAGUCCCAAUUUCAAAAGACUAUGCAAGUAAUUAACCCUUGUGUUUUGUAAAAGAAAAGAGGAAUAACAUCCCGUAUGUGGAUGGUGAUGUUGAUCUAUGACAUACAUGGGAGCUUGAAAGUAUGAUCGUGUUUGUGAGUCCCUUGCUCUUGCUGUGCUCUCCUUGGACACUGCCACAUAUAGUAGCUAGUAUUCAUAGGUUAUUGAUGCAUGUUAUAUUUUUUUAGCAGUUCUAUGAAGUAAAGACUUCAUGAAGCUAGAGGGAGAGGAUUGACAAAGUCUUUAUUAAUCUGGUCAACCGGUUUGAUUAAAGCAAGACUUAAUUUGCAAAGUGGCUGUGGGUAGUAUAUAGCCAGCAGGGUGAGAUUAGUGGGAUUUGGAUUUUAAAAUUCAAAAUUUCAUUGUCUGGCUAACUUUUUAAUGUUGUAUUUGGAUUUGGAUUAAAUUCAAGUUGGAUUUCGGCCCAUAUAAAAGUGAGAAUUUCAA